CUUCGUCUUCUGCUCCUGUGCUGGACAAAGGAUGACAUCAGCACAGCUUCACUGAGAAACACUCACAUUCAUCUUCCUCAUGCAGAUCCUCUCAUGGGUUCUUUUGGAAGAAGAGCACUCAUGAAAAGCACUGGUGAACGCUUCACGCUUGCAUGAGGCAACUGAGAUGCUCUUUCAGCAUCUGAACCUUUAGCAGCUGCCACUGGAGAGAGAGGAGGAAGAGGAAGAGGAAGAGGAAGAGGGGGAGGGGAGCCGAGCCGCAGAGAGAGAGAGAGAAGCAGAAUUCCAGAAGCACCUGUUCCUCUAAUAUGAUCAUGGAUAUUAACAUCCAGUCUCAUCGCUUCUACUUCCCGCAGAUCUACUGCGACCCCGGCGCGCCGCUCGCUGACGUCAAGGUCAGCGAGCAGAGCAUCUGUCAGGCCCGCGCCUCUGUCAUGGUCUAUGACGACACCAGCAAGAAAUGGGUGCCGAUCAAACCGGGUCAGCAGGGCUUCAGUCGAAUCAACAUCUACCACAACACCAGCAGCAGCAGCUUCCGCGUGGUGGGAGUCAAACUGCAGGACCAGCAGGUGGUCAUCAACUACUCCAUCGUGAAGGGUCUGAAGUAUAACCAGGCCACACCCACCUUCCACCAGUGGCGUGACGCGCGGCAGGUGUACGGACUCAACUUCGCCAGUAAAGAGGAGGCCACCACCUUCUCCAACGCCAUGCUGUUCGCCCUCAACGUGCUCAGCAGCCAGGAGCCAGGUCCAGCUGUUCAGCGUCAAGUCCAGAAUGGGCCGGGUUCAGAAGAACUGGAGGUCCAGAGACGGCAAAUGGAAAUGCAGCAGCAGCAGAUGAACAUUGAGCGAGAGAGACGGUCGUCUAACUCAGGUUCUCCGUUUCAGGGUCACCCCGCGGUGCUGUCUGUAGCUCCUCCCAUCGUGGCUCCGCCUCCUCUGUCGAUGGGCGGUCCCUGUCCUCCUCCCCCUCCCCCGCCCGGGCCGCCACCCCCCUCCGCUGGAGCUCCGCCCCCUCCACCACCUCCUCUGCCUGUGGGUGGAUACGGAGGAAACGCCCAGGACGAUAGCCACGCCCCCACGGGUCUCGCAGCCAUGAUCGCCGGAGCCAAACUGCGGCGUGUGCAACGGCCGGAGGAGAACUCUGCGUCCGCAGCCAAGAGCGAAGCCAACCGCAGCAGCGGAGGAAGCGGAGGACUGAUGGAGGAGAUGAACGCGCUGCUCGCACGCAGGAGGAAAGCAGCAGACGAGAAGAAGGAUGGAGAAAACCAAAGUGAUGAUCCCGGAGUGAAGAAGCCGUGGGACCGAGCCAACUCCGCCGAGAGAUCAUCUCUGGUGUCCAGGGUUCGAGCCGUGGGCAGCAUCAGUGACUCGGACGCUUUAGACUUCGACCGAAUGAAACAGGAGAUCCUGGAAGAAGUGGUUCGUGAAUUGCACAAGGUGAAGGACGAGAUCAUUGAUGCCAUUAGACAUGAACUCAGUCGAAUCAGCACCACAUAAUGUGCAUCGAACCCCUGCGGAUGCUGCUGUCGCUGACGCCAGACGUUACAGCUGUAUUAAAGCACUCGUUUUAACACGUCUGCAACGUCCAGGAGCCGCAAGAUGUGUUUCUGACACUCCUUCAUCUUGGUGACAGUCUUUUCAGAAACUGAAGAAAACAGAGCAAACAUCUGGACUCCUCAUUUGUCUGCAUUAUUAUUAUUAUUAGUAUUAUUAUUAUUAUAGGUAUAGUUGUAGUAGUAGUAGUAGUAGUAGUGUUUUCAUGUAGAUAAAGGAAUUAAUAAUAAUAAUAAUAAUGAUAAUGAUGUCAUUGCACAUCUCUUCAGCAUUAGUCUUUUAUAUUUGUAUCGUUUAACUUUUCCUCAAGGUUCAUCAUGAGCACAUUCCUGUUUUUAAGAGGGUUUUUUUUAUCCUUUUUGCCAUAAUUAUGUAUUUAAUCACCAAAGGAGGUUUUUUUAAAGAUGCAUAGGCUGUUCUGAGUUAUUAUCUAAUGAACAAACAUCACACACCAGAGUAUUUGUGAUCAUGUUGUUAAUAAAAUGUUUAUUGGCUGCGA
This is a messenger RNA of Carassius auratus (goldfish), 2055 nucleotides long. RefSeq names its product ena/VASP-like protein. Gene Ontology annotation, cellular component: cytoskeleton. The transcript is spliced from 12 exons. Gene Ontology annotation, molecular function: actin binding; profilin binding; SH3 domain binding. Gene Ontology annotation, biological process: actin polymerization or depolymerization; positive regulation of actin filament polymerization; protein homotetramerization. Bases 309 to 1499 code for a protein of 396 amino acids. Lineage: Eukaryota; Metazoa; Chordata; Actinopteri; Cypriniformes; Cyprinidae. The record is from RefSeq and is a predicted model, not a curated record.